CGUCGCGUGCACGGUGCCGAUGAUCCCUCGUUUCGCCGCGUUCGUGUUCGAGUAGUUGCGGUGUGUACGGACUACGGCGUCUGACAGAGCGUUUCAACGACAACGACGACGGACAUUAAUCGGUGUGUAGUGCGUAUAAUACGAGAAUCGCUCGUUGAAUAAUCAGGUUCGCUUGGCGGUCGUGCCGCACGUACGAACGUUACUUACGGCGAACGGCGGUGGCGGCGGCAACGACGACGACGACGACGAGUGUCGCAGUGACGGUGAUUAAAUCGUGCAGACUUCGGUACCGGCGGACUCGCGAUAAUCCUGUUGUUUCCUUCUCGCCGCGAGAACCGACCUCGUUUCCGUUGGCAUGACGAAGGACGCGAUAUCUCCGUUUUCCGCGGCGAGAUAAUGUGUGUUGACGUGCGCGAGUGAGAAGCACCUCUUCGCGUAUCGUCCUUGUCCCGUCUUGUGAUCGAGGGACAAUCCGCGAGUGAGAUCGUCUACAGGAGGCGGCGACGAGAACGACGUGCACAGUCACGACGACGGCGACGUGACGGAGCGACGUUCGACGUCUAGCAUCUCCGCCCGACCAUGGCGGUGAAUCCGCGUGAUAUGGACGGCUUCAUGCCGCUCCUGUCAACGACGGAUAUCAAGAAGAAGCUCAACGUCGGCACUGCGCUGCUCAAUUUCCUCGGCGACUUGAGCAAGAGCAUCGAGUGCCAGGACAUCGGAAUGUUCAUCGACAAUGUUAUUCCCUGGCUUGGCAACGGCAAUCCCAAGGUUGUCCAGAAUGGUUUAGAGAUCCUCACGUAUCUCGCAGAUCGGAUGGGUCACGACUUCAAACCUUACAUCUCCACCAUCAUCCAGCCGACGAUAGACAGGCUAGGUGACAGUAAAGAUGCUACCAGGGAGAAGGCGCAACUGGUGCUCCUGAAAAUUAUGGAAAAGGGAUGCAUGUCGCCUCAAAAUCUUCUGGAUCGACUUCGUCCAGCCUUCAAUCAUAAGAAUGCAAAAUUACGAGAGGAAGCCCUGAUUCUGUUGACGACUACGUUGAACGAACAUGGAGCAGAUGAGAUGGCACUGUCGGGGGUAAUUCCGAGCAUCGUAAAGCUGCUGUCGGAUCCGUCGGAAAAGGUUCGGGAAACUGCUCUGAACACGCUGGCGGACAUCUAUCGACACGUAGGCGAGAGAUUACGCGUUGAUUUGCAAAGGAAACACAAUGUGCCGCAAGCCAAAAUGCUCCUGUUAAUAGAGAAGUUCGAUCAACUGAAGGCCGCCGGUGAUCUUUUACCCUUGGCAAUGUCGUCCGACGUUGGCAAAGACACCGAUGAACUUGAUCGAGCAGCGAUCAAAUCGGCUCCCGUUAAAAGGCUUAAUAUGCCCCCGAAAAGGGGUCAAUUUGGGCCUGCUAGAACACCAUCCUCUGCCUUAGCUCCUUCUGGUACUUCAUCCUAUACAGUCCCAAGGGCAGUGACCAUCAAAAGAACUCAAUCAGUAAGGUCGACAUCAGCGCAAGCCGGAGCCGUUGACGAAGAAUGCUUUAUUACUUCAUUCGAGGACGUACCUACCGUUAAUCUAUUCUCAGCAAAGGAUCUCGAAGAACAGAUGAAGAGUAUCAGGGAUACCGUGGGUGACGAUAAAAAGGAUUGGAAACAAAGGAUGGAUAGCAUGAGAAAGUUAAGAGCCAUUGUACUCGCAGGUGGCACUAAUUACGAAAAUUUCCACGAGUGCCUAAAGAGCGUACAGCGACCGUUCGAACAGGCCUGCACCGACCUUAGAUCCCAAGUAGCGCGGGAAGCAUGUAUAACUCUCGCUUUUCUGAGUCAGAGUCUGAAGACCAAAUUCGCCAGUUUUGGCGAGGCGGUUUUGCUCACGUUAAUGAACCUCAUACAGAACAGUGCCAAGGUCGUAGCGACAGCCGGAGCGGUGGCAGUUCGGUUUAUCCUUCAAAAUACCCACUGUACUCGAUAUGUGCCUAUUAUUAUAUCAUGCGUGAGCAACAAGAGCAGAGAUAUUCGUAGGGCGUCUUGGGAAUAUCUGGCUUUAAUCCUGCAGACCUGGCCUACGCAGAUAUUGCAGAAGCAUAUAACAAUAUUGCCAGAUGCACUUAAAAAGGGCAUUGCGGAUUCCGAUGCAGAAGCACGAGUCUUCGCCAGGAAAUCAUACUGGGCAUUUAAAAAUCACUUUCCAGAGCAGGCUGAGAUAUUACUUAAUAACUUGGACGCGACGUAUAAACGCUCGUUAAUGUCUCUUAGCAAUAGUGGUAGUAGUAACAGCUUAAAUGUCAUGGCUAAUAUGAGAUCGUCGAGCGUUAGUCCACGUACAGCCAGACCCGUGAUGAGCGCGGCAGGUAGUACGGAAAAUUUGCAUCAGACCACGGGUCAACCGCAUGGUCCGCUCAGACGUACUCCGUCCUUGCCUCGGUCUUAUCGUCAAUCUGGUAUCCCGAUACUACAAAGACCAACAGACAGUCAUUAUCGAGGUACACCAGGAGUUAGAUCUACCAGUGCAAUUGAUUUACAAGCUGCUCAAAGAGCGAAAGCAAGAUUGAUGUACGCGAAUAUGAGCAGACAAAAAGCAGCGGCACUUCCUCGUCCUACUAAAUCCCCGGAUCCUAAUGCGGUUGCUAGCCCAGAAAGAGUGGCAAGGACGAGGACAAGAGUGGCGGGAGUUUCGCAAUCUCAACCUAGUAGUAGAUCGGGUUCCCCGUCGUCUAGAUUAAGUUACGCCACGUAUAAUCGUGAAGGUGAAUCACUAAUCGGUAGACCAAGGCGAUUAUCCGGACAUACUAUUGGCAGCACAAGCAACAGUCGUGAGCCGAGUCCGCAGAGAUUUGGGAGCAAACUUAGAGGAAGGAAUCUACACAUGUCGCCAACGGACAGCACUAGACCACCAGUGAUGGCGCAGAAGAUGUUGCAGAAAUCACGCGAAGCGGAGUCUGCGUUGGCGGAUGCUCUAACCUUCGACAGUAUCGACAAUUACACCAGAAUACCGGGCAACAAAGGGGAUCACAGUGACGACAGCGAAAACAGCAGUAUAUGCUCGGAAAGAAGUAUAGACGGUUUUAGACGAGCCAGUGAUUCGUUCUCAUGGAGUGGCUCUCAAUCGAGAUUAUACCGUGAUCUAUGGGAUCAAUCUAUCCCGAAGGACAUCAAAGAGAUUAUUGAAAACUGUGCUCAUAAACAUUGGGGAGACAGAAAAGAAGGUUUAGUGGGCUUGCAACAUUAUUUGAGCAACGGAAAUACUUUGACAACAACAGAUUUGCGUAGAGUGACGGAUAUUUUUACGAAAAUGUUUAUGGAUUCUCACACCAAGGUGUUCAGUUUGUUCUUGGACACAUUGAACGAACUACUGAUUACUCACAACGAAGGUCUUGGCGAUUGGUUGUAUGUUUUAUGUGCGAGGCUUCUCAAUAAGUUAGGCACCGAUCUAUUGGGAUCUAUACAGACAAAGAUACACAAAACGCUUGAUGUUGUGAGAGAUUAUUUCCCGGGCCAACAGCUUCUACCAGCUGUGAUGAGGUAUCUGACAGAUCCAACACAAACACCAAAUUCUCGCGUGAAAGUAGCAGCAUUGACUUUUAUCACGCAGAUCGCUGAGACGGCAGAACCGUCCGCGUUAGGCAGUUCUGCAGCGACAGCACUUGCACGACUGCUCGACUGGUCAAAUGACGGCAAAAGCCACGACGUGAGGAGACAUGCGCAAAACGCUGUGAUAUCACUUUACAAUCUUAAUCCGCCUCAAGUUACUAUGAUACUCUCCGAAUUACCAAAAUACUAUCAAGAAACAGCUUGGCCUUUAGUACAGAAUCAUUUAAGGAAAUCUUCCACUUCUAGUACUCCGGCAUCACCUGGUACACCACCGCCUAGAUCGCAAAAUUCGCCCGCGCGAACGAAAGCGAAAAACGAUGUUAAAGCGGACAAGACUGAAAUCGAUGGAGGAGACGAGAACUUGGAGGAAGUAUACAAAUCUCUACGACGCACGACCGCCGAAAUCCAAAAUUACGGCUUCGAACGUUUAGAGAGAGCCACCACUAGCAAAGACAGUGGUAUUAGUAAUAUGGCAGAUGUGGAGGAAAGAAUGGAAGGUUUGACGUUAUCCAAUUCGGGUCGAUCCUCGUCCGUUUCCUCACCGACGCAACGAGGACGAUCUGUUAGCAAUAUAACGGUAAAUGGAUCCGAUACAAUUGCCGGUGAUUUGAUUCUACCUCAAGAGAACAAUGGUUAUAAAACGCAUGGAUCAUCACCAGAUUCAACAAACAGACCAGAAAUCGUGGAUAAUAUGGUUAAAACUCUGCAAUCUAAAGUAGCGCAAACUACGGAAAAAGUAUCGGCGUUGCAAGAAUUUCAACUUUAUGUCCGCGAAGGCGAUUCGUCAUAUAUUAAACGAAAUUUCAAGAAAGUGCUCAAAGUUUUGUUAGACAGCUUAUCCAAUGAUGGCAAAGUGAUACAAGUAGAAGUUCUACAAACGCUGAUCGAUAUGCUUAAGUGUUCCGAAUUGAUAGAAAGCUUUUCCUCUUACAAUGAGUUACUAAUAUUGAAAGUUAUCUAUGCCUACAAGUCAGAUGAUCAAAAGGUCGAUUCUUCCGGCGGUAGCGGUGGCAGAUCUCCAGUUCAUUGGAAUGCGGAAAAGUGUGCAGCGACGAUGGCCAUGGUUUUAAAACCGGAACAAAUUAUCCAUUUGGUCUCCACUAUAAUUGCUACAGAGUCAUACCCAUUGAAUAUGGGCGCGAUAAAGAUGUUGCACAAGGUGGUAGAGCAUUGGGGUCGAGAAGCUAUUGAACCUCAUCUUGCCAAAGUAAUGCCUGGUCUUAUUAAGGCUUACGAUGACAAUGAAAGCGCGGUUCGUAAGAGCGCAGUCUUUUGCAUGGUGGCAAUCCACGUCGCGGUCGGCGAGGAAGUGUUGAAGCCGCACCUAAGUUGUCUAUACUCCAGUAAGCUCAAGCUACUGAACAUCUAUAUACAACGUGCGCAGCAACAGGCGAACAGUCAACCUGCGAGUCCGCGUAGUAACAGCAAGAAUUAACCAACAUCCAAUACCACGACUCUCAGGGUCGCGAUACUUAAAAGAUUCGCUCGCUUCGGCGCGCGGCAUGAGCAAGUGCUUGUUAGCUUCCUCAGUAAGUCCGAUCCAUCAUGAUGGUUAAUGACGACGGUUUUAACAGUAUGACUCGAAAGUUUUGAUACGAUAGAGACUGAUGUGCGUAUGUGUGUGUGCGUCACUUCGCGAUGGAGUGCGAAUCGCUAUUCGAGACAACAAAAAUAUAUGCGGAAUCAACGCGACGAUAAUUGUUUUGAUGUUACGUUUAUCGAAUUAAUUGUUAAAACAAUAAGGGCUUGUAUAGUUGGUUAAUUCUUAUUAAGAGAGUAAAGCAAAGGGAAUUCGUAACAUAUGCGGUUCGUAGAUUUUUUUCAUCUUUUAUGAGAGCAUAAAACAACUAUAUUGUUAUAAGAUUAAUUAUAUGCCUUUAAGUGAGCAUCACAUAAUUUCGACUGAUACAUCUUUUAAGUACUGUUCCGUGAUACGCAAGGAGGUUUUUUUCUAUGGAAAGGUUUGUGAAAUUAUUUAUGCAAUAUUAUAUAUUCCUUUAUGAAAUGAACAGCUUCUUAAUUUGUUUAAUUUUGCUAAUUAUCUUUUUUAUUUUCUUACCACGAUCUUGUACAUAAUGCCAACUAUGCCGUAUUUUAUGGUAGGAAGCCACAGUAUUUAGGAAGUCCAAUAUUUAUGUUGAUACGUAUAUGACCGAACUUUUAUUUCCAUUUUUGCAAACAGUAAGAUUAAAAUAUUUUUUUUCUGUCCCGGGACUUCAAAUCUUCCAUCGCCAUAAGGAACUGAUAAUUCAACGAGAUGGAUGACAAACUGAGAGAACGCAAUGCAACAUCAGUCUACGAAUGAUUUAAAUAUCUCUCGUAAUGCGCAGCCGAACACUAAUCACGCAAAUUAAUCAGCAAAUGUUAAAAUAUGUAUAUCGUAUGCUUAUUUACAUUUAGUACCGAAUUUACGUUUAGCGUCGAGCGUAAUUGCAUGUCCGGCGAUAUGUCGUAAUGCACCUCACAGCAACGACACGUGAUAAGGAAAAAUGAAAAGUGUAUAAUUUAUUCAACUGAAAUCUACGUGCUAGUCAGAUUCCCAAGGACGCACAAUGACGUAAAAGACACAAACGGAAUAGUCGAGUCUUUUUUUGACGAACCAUGCAUAGACACAAAUAAAAUUAAACAUUAAAUUAAAUAACAUACACGAAAGAAUAUACGUGAGAGAAAGAGAGAGAGAGAGAGAGAGAUUUUUGAUGUGAGAGAAUGAGAUUGCGUGGCUGAGAAAUUAGCGCAUGUUUAAGAAGCAAGCAUAAAUAAAAGUAGCAGUGAUUAGUAAAUUGAUCUGCUCGAGACUAACAUUAACACUUAAACUGUUCAUCACGUUGCCAAUAAUUGAAUGAACGCUAAAUCAAACGCUAACGUAACGAGUUUAGUAACAUUUUGUGCCAUUGUCGUUUCUGUUUACUGUAUAAGAAAAAAAAUUAUAUAUAUUCUACGUAUAAAUCAUCCCUUUUGUCCUUUUCUUACUACAUAUAUUUAGUCGAGAUACGAUAUAUAUACAUAUAUAUAAGGAUAAUAAAUAUAAUUUUAUUAUGAAUUUGUCAAGGCGCAACAUUGAAGAGAUUUAUUAUGAGAUAUCGGAAAAAUUUUUUUGGAAACGUUCGAUGUGGAUACGAAUAUACCGAACGUAAAACAGAUAGAAAAAAGUGAGUCACUUACGAAUAUAAAAAAAUCUGAUAAUAUCUCGAUAAUUCAGCGUGAUGAUUCACGUCUCGGAUACGGCCAAAUAGUGCCAAAGAAAAUGCAAAAUAUCGAAUAAAUAUUAGAAUGAGGAGUAAUUUGAAAGGGAAAACACGAGACAGACGUACUGUAUUUCUUUUACUUGGUGCCUUUGACGUCGACGCGACGGAAUUUGAUUGAAGAUUGUCUUUCAGCAUCACCUAGAAACAAUUUUGCGGAUAACACGAUCGAGAUUAUAGAGGAGGAAAAUAUAUAAGGUCGACUGUUGCCGACGUCGUAUAAAUGAACACUGCUUCGCGAUAAAAAAAAAGAAGAAAAAGGUCUUAUUGAUUAUUCUCGUAGCAUAGAAAAAUUUUAGAUGAACUCGAUAUUUUUCCCAUUCUGCGCUCCGAAUAGAAUCUCGGAAAAUACAUUUCACGAAUAGAUAUUUAUUCAACAUGCGAAUAUUAAUUACUCUACGCUUGUGCGACACUUUAUUCGAGAUGCUGAAUUGUCAAAUUAUUGUCAAGAUAAAUAAAUGAUGUUUGUGGAUAGCCUCUCGCGGAAAAGACGAGACGGAUCCUCGUUGCGUAAUUAAAUAAUCGAUAUUUCGCGCGGCGAUAUUCUAAUUGAAAGAUUUAAUCGCGCCUUUAAAUCUGCGGAAAAUUCAAAUACGCCAUUAAGUAACCAUCUGUAAAAUCAAGUUGUAUCAAAAAGAGGGCUCAACGCAGAUCAAUAAAAUUCGCAAAGAUCCAUUUUAAAUAUACAUAUAUAUAUGCAACGUUUAUUUCAAAUAUGCAUCUUGCGAAUCUUGUCUUGCGUUGAUUCUCAAUUUUCGAUACUCAAGCGCUUUGGCGAUCUAUUUGACUUCGCGUCGAUUUAGGGCAUGGCCUGUGUGACACGUGGUUGUGUGUGUGUGUGUGUGUGUGUGUGUGUGUGUAUAUAUAUAUACAUAUAUGAAAUAAUAUUUAGAACGUGUAAUUAUAUUAUACGUAAUAUAAUAAUUGAUAUACGGAUUAGGUAGCUCAUCGUCACUGCCUGCAGCGUUGGUCGUGCUGAGGAUACGAGGCUCUCUGACACAGCCAGGCUCUGCGUGGUGAUAAUGUUUAUCGAUUCGCUUGUUCUGUUAAGUUUUACGAGCGUUAUUAUUAUUAUUAUUAUUAAUAUUAUAUCGAUACUCGACUUGCGUUGUAAUUGUAACUCGAUGCGUGUGUGAUAUAUAUGAGGAUUUGGCGGUGGGCGUUACGAAUGAUCCUCUGCGACAGUUUCUCCUUUCUUUUUCGAACGCGAAGCCGGAUCGUUCGGUUGUCUACGGAGAAGCUAUAGAAUGUAAGCCUCCUGCGUUAUCAUUUUAAUGUUUGUUAACAUCCGCUGUUAACUAUUUCGCGAGCAUAAUAAAUUUCGUCGUUGAGCGUUUCUGUCGUGCCCCCCCCCCCCCCCCCCCCCCCCCCCCCCCCCCCCUCCCCCUCACGUGCACUGCUAUCACGUUUCUUCUUUUUUGCAUCCAGCAGUUGCAAAUCGUAGUUUUAUUCAUCCGCUUUGCGCGCAAUGCGAAAUGUCCCAAAUCGGCGCGUUAAUUGUCUCCCCGAUUAUUCGAAGGUUCGACUAUCGAAAAACAAAUUCCAUGUGCGUGCGCGAUGAUCGACUGAUAGCGCGACUCGUACGAUCUGCUAAACAAUAAAAAAAACUUAUUUUUGAAAUUCGAAAAGUAAAAGCAAAUUAGAUAUAGAUACUUAGAUUUGAGAUUCAACAGUGUGGCAAAAAGCUCAACUUAAAAAAAAGUUGAUUUCCUGAGAAAGUAUGAGUGAAUGGGCACCGCAGUUAUUUAUGAAUGAAACAAAGAAUGUAUUGUAAUUACUAAUUAUUGCGUCUUUAUUGCUAUGAAAAUUUUACAUAUGUUCGAUUAUGUUUAAUAUAUAUCAUAUUUGACAUAUAUUAAAGGGGCGUGAGACACAUUUUCUUGCUGCGAAUUCGAUAUAUGUAAAAAAAUCUGGAAAAGCUUAGUAAAAUUUUCAAAGAACGUUCCUUACAA
This is a messenger RNA of Acromyrmex echinatior (Panamanian leafcutter ant), 8772 nucleotides long. It is a transcript of the gene chb, whose product is annotated as CLIP-associating protein. The record is from RefSeq and is a predicted model, not a curated record. Gene Ontology annotation, molecular function: microtubule binding. Lineage: Eukaryota; Metazoa; Arthropoda; Insecta; Hymenoptera; Formicidae. Gene Ontology annotation, cellular component: basal cortex; mitotic spindle; kinetochore. Gene Ontology annotation, biological process: mitotic spindle assembly; establishment of mitotic spindle localization.